Linum trigynum is the source of this 3558-nucleotide messenger RNA. Lineage: Eukaryota; Viridiplantae; Streptophyta; Magnoliopsida; Malpighiales; Linaceae. The record is from the annotation of a GenBank genome assembly.
CUUUUGGGGAGGACACCUAAGAAUAAAACCGAGUGGGCUUGGCCCAAAGCGGACAAUAUCGUACUAAUGAGCAGCCCAAUUUCGAAAAGUGGUAUUAGAGGGCUAGGAGAGAUCCACGUUUGGGCUUGGCGGAUCAAAGAACUGUUAUGGGACAAUCCAAGUACCACAUCAGAGAUACAAGGGUUGGGAAGGAACCCUUGUAUAUUAGUGUCCACCAAGCUCAUUAGUACGAGGCCUUUUCGAAAAGUGGUAUUAGAGGGCUAGGAGAGAUCCACGUUUGGGCUUGGCAGAUCAAAGAAUUGUUAUGGGACAAUCCAAGUACCACAUCAGAGAUACAAGGGAAGGAACCCUUGUAUAUUAGUGUCCACCAAGCUCAUUAGUACGAGGCCUUUUGGGGAGGACACCCAAGAAUAAAUCCGUGCGGGCUUGGCGGAUCAAAGUAUUGUUAUGGGACAAUCCAAGUACCACAUCAGAGAUACAAGGAAGGAACCCUUGUAUAUUAGUGUCCACCAAGCUCAUUAGUACGAGGCCUUUUGGAGAGGACACCCAAGAGUAAAUCCGUGCUGGCUUGGCCCAAAGCGGACAAUAUCAUGCUAAUGAGCAGCCCAAUUUCGACAAGUGGUAUCAGAGUCUAGUUCGGUUCGGGGCGGUGGACGUCAGUUUGGUGGACCCUCAUUCGGUAACCUCGGGAUUUGCGAUUCGCGUCUGUUUGGCGGAUCAAGGGAGAUCUGCGUCUGGGCUGUUUGGUGGAUCCAGGAGAGAUCCACGUUUGGGUUUGGCGGAUCAAAGAGAACCGAGAAGCCCAUCGAUACAAGGUGUCUGGUGGAUCAAGAUAAUCGCUGAGGUGAGGACUCGAAGUUCGUGGUCUUUGUCUUGAGGGGUUGAUUGUCAUGGGACAAUCCAAGUACCACAUCGGUAAUACAAGGGAAGAGACCCUUGUAUAUAAGAGUCCACCUAGCCCAAUUAGUACGAGGCCUUUUCGGGAGGAUACCCAAGAGUAAAACCGUGCGAACUUGGCCCAAAGCGGACAAUAUCGUACUAAUGGAGCACCCCAAUUUCAACAAGUGGUAUCAGAGUCUAGUUCGGGGCGGGACGGUAGACUCUAAUACACAAGGGUUCCUUCUCUUGUAUUUUCGAUAUGGUACUUGGAUUAUCCCAUAACACUUUAUAUGUUUUGAAGUUAUCCUGAAGAUCACGAUUGAGGCUGAGGGAUUUUGUGUCAGAUGGGUUUGGAACUUCGAUAGAAAAUAUAUGUUUUUCUGUCGUCUUGUUAUUACAAACUUCAUUCUUCUCUAUCUUCUGUAGUCUAUCUUCUGGGGUGUUUAGUCCUACUUUUUUUGACAAAGGAGAGUCUUUAUUGCAUUUUAACUGAUCAGUUACAAAGAGACAACAACCAACAUUCUGGUUCAACAGGAGGAAGGAAAAGGGAACCCGGUUACAAUCAAACCAUGAAAAGCAAAGCAAGAACAGAGAACACAACACAGUUUGACAGCAACCAUCCAACACAACAGAACCCCUGAAAACACCAGUAUCAGAAAUCUCUCUUGCAACCAACCACUUAGAAUGCAACAAGAGCGAAAUCAGCUUGUCCGAUCAACUCGAAAUCCAUGGCUAGUGAUUGAACCAUAUGCCGCCUCCUGGGGAUAACUCGAAGGCAUCCAUCACAGUGAAUCCUAGAAACAAGAUUGCAUGGCGGUGGAAGAGGAUUUGAACGGAUUGCUCCAAGCUGACAGAGGCAGAGGAAGGUGAGGCAGAGAUAUCAUGUUUGAAGCAGAGCAGAAGAUCCCAAGGGAGCCACAGAUCUCCACAGAAAACACUGAUAACCAACCACAACCACCGGAGAAGACCCGACCCUCCACGAUCCGACGGCUCACCCCGCAACACAAACACAAAGUGCAGAUCGGAAAGGGAAAGAAGAGAAUGGCUCCACCAAAGGAUGAAACCACCAACCUGGAAAAAUCACCACCAUCCAGAUCUGGACUAGGCACUCACCAAAUUGCUAACUCUGGAUCCUACAACGAGCAAACCUUGAUCAGGAGAACCAAGAACCGAAGGAAGAGACAAAGCUCGACGGGAAAAGAAGAGACGAAGCUCGACUGGGAAGGAAGCUGAAAGGCCACAACGGCAGGGGGAAAGCUGGAAAUCCGAAGGAAAAUCACCUAGAACAAGACCAGGUGAAGCAAGAGCCCAAAGAAAAGAAGGAGGAAAGAAAAAAAAAACAUGGAGGGGCUUGAGCUGCCGCCGGUCACCAAAAAGAGCCGGCGGCAGCCCCUGGAAACACACAGAAAAAGGAAGCGAGAAAAAGAAGAGAGAGGGCAGAGAAAAGAGUUCUGUUUAGUCCUACUCGAAGAAGGUAAAAGCUUCUUUUAUCUACAAUCCAUCGCAAUGGCAUUCCCACCAACAGGAUGAUGAUCCACAAUUACACAAUUUUAGUUGGCUGAUCAUCCUGCUAUCAAAUUUGUGAUUGGCCAUUCUAUUAUCAAAAUGUUAUUGAUAAGUCAAAUUCUAUCUAUUUAAUACGCUCUAUUUCAAACAGGGAAUCCAGCCAUUGGAUCAUUAAGGUUUUUUUUAUUAUUUGGGUUACAGAAGUUGACCGGUUGAGAAAGAAACUUUAAACAAGAAAGGGGAAGAAGGAAAGGUCCUCCUCAAAUCGAUGUUACAUGAGAUAAACCCACAGAAGUCGGUGCCAGGGUACAACACCAAUAAAUAGCAACGGGGAAGCAAGAAGAAAUGCAUGUGGUGGUUGGAUUGGAUUGCAAAUUGGAAAUGUUCUAUUUCAGCAAGUGUAAAUCCACCCUAGACUAAACCUGAAGCCCCGGAGCUUUACCGAACCAAGAUACAAAGAUCAAAUAUUCGAGCUAAAUCGUAUUCGAGAAGUAAAAUUGAACGUAUUUUACACAUGAGAUAACCGAUUUAGAUUACAACGAGCCAAUAAUUAUACUACUUUAUUACGAAAAUACCCAACAAAAAUAAAACAAAUAAAUUCCAAGUCCAACAAUGGCUCAAACCAUCUGGUACACGCACAGCAAAAUGGGGCGAGCGCGAGGCCAUCCAAAGCCCGGUUGAAUUGGGCUUGAUGCUGGCUGGUGUGGAAGGCCCAGUGUUGUCAUAAGAUCCAUAUGCUUAUCUUCCCCGUCAAUUGACCCUGGGCCCAGCCCAAUAAAUAUAAACAAACAAUGGGGAAAUAACCACCGCGCUAGCCCAUCAGCCCACCGCGUCGUUCGCAGUUCAACCAUCGCCGACGGUCUUCUCCAUUGACUUGCAAAAACACGGCAGAAUCAAUCAAUAAAAUAAAAAAAAAUAGUACAUAACAACAAAAGUGGGGAAAGGAAUGUGAAAGGGAAACCCACCUUGAUUUGGAAAGGGAAUGGAAACCCGCAGUUUGUGUUGAAUAGUAAGAUACGCUUACAUAAAAUCAUGGUACAUUAAACCAUAUCGUACCGAUGGUUCAACCACAAAAUAGCAGUAUUGGAGGCUAAACCGAUAGGCGGUAUUUAACGGUACUAACGGUUGAACUACGGUUAAACCACGAUUUUGUCAUAAAAUACCCUAUCGCUG